AUGUCACUUCAAGGAAAGACGCUUUUUAUCUCUGGAGCGAGCAGAGGUAUCGGUCUGGCCAUCGCCCUUCGCGCCGCCAGGGACAAGGCCAACAUUGCCAUCGCUGCCAAGACAGCCACUCCUCACCCUACUCUUCCAGGAACUAUUUACACUGCUGCAGAGGAGAUCGAGAAGGCAGGAGGCACAGCACUUCCCAUUAUCUGUGACAUUCGAGAUGAGGAGCAAGUCAAAAGUGCGAUUGACCAAACUGCUGCUAAGUUUGGCGGUAUUGACAUUCUUGUCAACAAUGCAUCGGCGAUUAGCUUGACAAACACGCAGGAGACAUCGGUCAAGAAGUAUGAUCUGAUGCACAGUAUUAACGGUCGUGGCACCUGGAUGGUCUCCAAGUACGCCAUCCCACACCUGAUCAAGUCUGGCAAGAACCCCCAUAUCCUCAACCUAUCCCCACCCCUGUCGAUGAAGGAAGCCUGGUUCAAGGACAAUGUCGCGUACACGAUGUCCAAGAUGAACAUGUCGAUGUGCGUCCUCGGUAUGGCGGGCGAGUUGCGCCGACACAAGAUUGGUGUCAAUGCGCUCUGGCCGCUGACUCUGAUUGGCACCGCAGCGUUGACCCAGGUCGGCGACAUGUCCAAUAUGAAGUUGCGCACGCCUGAUAUUAUAGCUGAUGCGGCUUAUGAGGUCUUUCUGAAGGACAGCUCCAAGUUCUCUGGUAACUUUUUGGUUGACGAGUUGUUCCUGAGACGCGAGGGGUUCACGGACAUGGAUAAGUAUGCCCCUGGGGAGCGCAAGUUCUCGCCCGACUUUUUCUUGCCUGACGAGGUCCUCAAGGAGAUUGACGAGCUCCGCGCCACUCAGGGCUGGAACUAG
Linnemannia hyalina is the source of this 867-nucleotide messenger RNA. Lineage: Eukaryota; Fungi; Mortierellomycota; Mortierellomycetes; Mortierellales; Mortierellaceae. The record is from the annotation of a GenBank genome assembly.